AAAGUUGAAUAUACUACGUAAUAGGUCGUGUUCCAUCUGACAAUAAUUUAUGUAGAACACUCGAGCACGAGAAAACCCACAGUUGCUGGCUAGUCUUCAUGUGCUAGUGACGUUUAGAAGGCCAGCCAAAGAGCACUUUGUACCUACGACGUUUUUUAUACUAUUCGUCAACAAACGCACAUAUUUUAUGUAGUUUUUUUGUGGAAAUAAGACAGUAAAGCGUCAGUGUGGUCUAAAAUGGUAGAGCUGUCGUCUCUUCUAGAAAAUUUAUAAAUAGGUAUAUUUCUCAUAAUGAAGUUAUGUUUUAGGAUAUUGUGUUAUUUGUGUUUAGUGGUUGUUAUGUUAUGUUCCAACGCUCUUGGAGUGUACAUCUCCAACUUGAACGAAGCUUGCUACCGCUGCCUCUGCCAUGUGGCUGGCUGCAACACGUCGCACGCCUGCUCGGGGGGCUACUGCGGUCCCUUCUACAUAUCCAGAGUGUACUGGGUGGAUGCCGGCAAGCCCACGCUGCCUGACGACGAUCCCGUGAGGGAGCAAGCGUUCGAAGACUGCGCGCGGGACUACCACUGCUCUUUAAAGAUAAUUGAAGGCUACAUGGCGAAGUUUGGAAAGGACUGCAACGGCGACGGUGUGACGAACUGCUUUGACUACAUGAUGAUAAACCACCAUGGUGGAGGCGCCUGCCACUUUCCUCUGGACACGGAUCCACUCGGUCGACGCAGGCUGGCACUGUUUAACCAGUGCCGCUUCUAACAAACCCGAACCUCUAGUGCAAAAUAAUACAAAACUGAACUGAAUAAUACAGAACUGUAUCAGUAAGCUGAUCUAAUACAGAGUAAACGUUUGCUAUUAGGUAGCUCUCGUCUCGUCUCGUCAUAUAUAUAAUAGCAUUCUCGCAAUAGAACACACUGACGUUGGUGAGACUCUACAAAAUUAUAGACAGUCGUCAGUGCUGUAGUACCAGCAGUACGUCGCAGCAUGCGGAGGAGGCCUACGUCUGUCCCAACUGCCCUGCCCUGCAAAAUAUGCAAACUUUGAUGCGCCGCCUGCGUCAGCAUACGCUUAGCCUAAACAUUUCAUUGCCGUCACAUCGUCUAUGUCUACAUUAUUUAAAUAUAAGUUGGUAAUCAUUGCGAUACGGAGACCCCUUACAUAUAUAGAUAUAAGUCGCUAGGAGACUUUUCCUUCAAGCUAGGAGAAGAUAAACAAAAGUAUAUUUAAAUUAACUUUAUUCUAAUAUAUUUUUCUUACAUCAGUCGAAAUAUUUAUAUUAAACCUUAUAAAUAAUAGUAAUAAAUUGUACCAUUU
Molecule: messenger RNA, 1308 nt
Organism: Cydia strobilella
Lineage: Eukaryota; Metazoa; Arthropoda; Insecta; Lepidoptera; Tortricidae
Product: lysozyme 1-like
Exons: 4
Coding region: 292-753 (153 amino acids)
Molecular function (GO): lysozyme activity
Source: RefSeq, a predicted model, not a curated record